This is a messenger RNA of Diaporthe amygdali, 1347 nucleotides long. RefSeq lists its product as uncharacterized. Gene Ontology annotation, biological process: NADP+ biosynthetic process; NAD+ metabolic process. The coding region runs from base 1 to 1347 and encodes 448 amino acids. The transcript has a single exon. Gene Ontology annotation, molecular function: NAD+ kinase activity. Lineage: Eukaryota; Fungi; Ascomycota; Sordariomycetes; Diaporthales; Diaporthaceae. The record is from RefSeq and is a predicted model, not a curated record.
AUGAGCAGUCUAUCAUCGCUAAGAUUAUUACCUACGAGGCCACUCGCACGCGGGCCCAUAUCCCGCCGCCUCCUCCUCCCUGCGCUUGCGCGACCCUUCUCCGCCUCUGCCCCGUUGCGCGAGAUUCGAGAUGUCGCCGCCCUUCCCGACAGGGUCAGCCCGCUGUACCAUGAGACUUCCGUAGGCCUGCUCACUCUCCACUGGCAGCAGCCCCCGCGGAACAUCCUCCUCAUCCCCAAGCUUCACGCCCCAAAGGUCGUCCAGGAUGCCGUCCGCUUCGCCCAGCACUUGCACGACAACUACCCCGACAUCAACAUCGUCUUCGAGAGUCGCAUCGCCGCCCGCGUCCACAACCACCUUCCCUUCCCCAUAUAUACCCCAUCGCGCAGCGACCCCGCCACCCAUUUCCCCAACAAGAUCGACUUGGUCACCACCCUCGGCGGCGAUGGCACCAUCCUGCGCGCCGCCAGCCUCUUCUCCCUCAACCCGACCGUACCCCCAAUCCUGUCCUUCAGCAUGGGCACCCUUGGCUUCCUGGGCGAGUGGAAGUUUGCCGAGUACAAGGACGCCUGGACCAGGGUCUACACCAGCGGCAUCGACUCAGGCGCCGCCCGCCCAAAGAUCCUCCUACGCCACCGCCUCAAGGUUGGCGUCUACGACGACGAGGGCAAGAACAUCAACGGCCUGCUGAUGCCCACCUCCACUGCCGAGGCCCAUCAGAGGCUGCGUCUCAUGCCCUUGAGUGCCGAGCAGGAGGCUGCUCUGAACAAUCCUAACUGGGUCCCGCCCGUCAAGGUGCCCCCCACCUUCCAUGCUGUCAACGAGCUGCUGCUUCACCGCGGCGGCCAGCCCCACCUUGCCAUGAUCGAUGUUUAUGUCAACAAUCACUUCCUCACUGAAGCCAUCUGUGACGGCAUCCUCGUCAGCACGCCCACGGGGUCCACCGCCUACUCUCUCAGCGCCGGAGGCGCCAUUGUCCACCCCCUGGUGGGCUCGCUCCUCAUCACCCCGAUCUGCCCCCGGAGCCUGAGCUUCAGGCCGCUGGUUCUUCCACUGGACACCAAGGUCGUCCUUCGGCUUAGUGAGCGGAAUCGAGGCCGUGAGCUCGAGGUCAGCAUCGAUGGCAAGAGACGGGCCGGUGCUAGCCCGGGCAUGGAGAUACGGGUCCAGGGCGAGACCAUCACAAAGGGAGAGGACGGCAACUGGUUGGGCGGCGUACCCUGUGUAAUCAGAGACCUGCACAAAGGCCAGCCGUCAUUAGACGGCGACGAUGAUGACGACGGUUGGGUCGGUGGUUUGAAUGGCCUGCUGAAGUUCAAUUAUCCGUUUGGCAAUCCAGACGGUUGA